UCUCUCUCUCUCUCACACUAUCACUGAGCUCUAACCGCUUGGAUACAGUGCAGAGGACUUGAGGAGAGCGCUCUUUUCUUCUUCUUUGGCGUUUCCUUCCUGCCUCUCUCCCUAAUGCGCUGUUGAUUUAGAUCCUUAGGGUGAGGAUGUAUUUGUGUCAAGCUGCAAUAAAGGAAGCGUAAACAAAGAGUAAACAUUGACUGAACGGAGGAACAGGAAAGACCCUUCUUUACAGGCUCAACAAAGGUGGCUCAGCAGACAGCAGCAGCAGCAAUGUGAUUGGUUGGGUCAGAGAGCAGAUGAUGUCCUGGUCCAGCUAGAGCAGAGAAUCUCCCCUCCUGUCCUCUGUUCUGUAUGAGGACCCAAAGAUGACUGUCACCAGCCGGCAGUCCUUCAAUGUCCUGACCAUCAUCUUCCUCCUGCUGUCCACCGCAGCUCUAUCAGCUAAUUUCAGAGUGUGUGAACCGUACUCCGACCACAAGGGGCGCUACCACUUUGGUUUCCACUGCCCUCGUCUCUCUGACAACAAGACCUACAUGUUCUGCUGUCACCACAACAACACAGCCUUCAAGUACUGCUGCAAGGAGACUGAGUUCCAGACAGUCAUGCAGGUCAACCUCACCACCACCACAGAUGGCUUCAAACACAAUAACUACACAGCCCUGGUAGGAGUGUGGAUCUAUGGCUUCUUCGUCAUGGUGCUGCUAGCCCUGGACUUCCUCUACUACUCUGCCAUGAACUAUGAGCUGUGUCGGGUUUACCUGGAGAAGUGGGGCCUGGGAGGGCACUGGCUGAAGAAGGCUAGGAGCCAGUGGCACCGGCCGGUCCCAGGAGAGGAAAGUGAGACCCAGAACCAGGCCCAGGGUCACCCCAUGGCCCACAGCCACCACCACCCCAGACACAGCCUCAGAGGAGAGGGCCAGAGCCCCACGCUCCUCCCCUACCACACACCCACUGUCUGAGUGAAGCUGCAAGAGGAUGAUUGAGUAGAAGAGUAGAGCGCAGCGAUGCCGAGCAGAGGAUAGCACGGCUCAGACACCUGUCUCUGUCUGGCUGGAUUAUUGACACAGUAACAUACCACAGGGUAGCUGGCCCUGCCAGAGCUAGUGGCUAGCUAGCAGUUCCUGCUCACCUCCAUUCCUCUGAGCGCCUACACACAGGGCAAUGGAGGAUACAGUAUGACGAGACUUCUAGACUACGACGGAAGGCCCAGGUGGAUGGAGCUGCUGCUACCCAAACACUGCUAAGGAACAGGCCACAGGCACUGAAACUGACCAUGAAUACCCCUGCAUGGGCUGGGACUGUUCUAAUAAGAAACCAAUGGAAGCUUGAAGUGAACUGGAUAAAAUGUGGUUACAAACGAGGUGGCUUUGCUUGAUAUGUGUGUUUGAGUGUUGAUUGCACUUGGUUGCUGCGUGGGGUUAAAUUCAGUAGUAGUUAGAAGUCGUGGGAGUACUGUAUCUAUUGGGGAUUUAUUUAAAGUAAACUAGUCAGGGACUUUUUAUGAGUGGUAAACAUCCUAGACCUAGACGAUUCACCAUGGAGGUUGAUGCUGAGCAUCUUGAAGACCGACAACACUAUUUUGCUUCAGCGACAAGUGACCCACCUGAACCUGAAGCCUGUCUUCAGAAAAGACAGGCUUAUUAUUAAACGUAAGUUGGUGAAGUUUCCUCUACAAUUUUCACAAAUUGAUGUCCAGUCCUUGUCAUGUCAAACAGACCCAUUAGGAAUAAUGAUAAACAUGAAUAUUCAUUUGGUUCAUUUAAAUUACAAGCACCAAUGUACCAUACCGGUAAUAGCCAAUCUUAUCAGCAAUAAUGUACAGCAUUGAGAGCCCUGACCUAAAUGAGGACAUAGACUAGCUCACACACAGAGCAAUCACUGAAGUGAAUCUGAGGGUUUGCAUCCCAAAUGGCAUCCUAUUUCCUAUAUAGUGUACUACAUUUGGUAGGGCUCAGGUCAAAAGUAAUGCACUGUAUAGGGAAUAGGGUGCCAUUUGGGACACAGACCCAGGGUCUCUCUGCAGGAUAGAUGUAAUAGUCUAUGGAACAGACAUAUGUCAACAUAAUGAAACCUUACUGAACACAGUGGUCUUCCCCUUCAAGCCACCCUGUCAGCUUAGCAAUGAGCAAGAGUAGAGUCCAGACAAAAUAAUCACUUCAGUGAAAAAGAAAGGUGUUAGCAACCGCACAGGGACGGAAUAAAGCCGUGCUCAGCGCUUAACUAAUUGCUUACUUUCUGAUUGAUCCAUAAAGUACAGUCUUUGGUUCCAGGUAGAACUAUUUUGGGUUCCAUGUAGAACCCUCUGUGGAAAGGGUUCUACAUCGAACCCAAAAAGGUUUCACCUGGAACAGAACGGGUUCUACCUGGAACCAAAAGGGGUUCUUCAAAGGGUUAUCCUAUGGGGACAGCCGAAGAACCCUUUUUGGUUCUAGAUAGCACCUUUUUUCUAAGAGUGUAUACAAUGCAGUACAGGGGGUUGUCUCUCUUCACUCUACCCCAAUUCUGCAGCUGUAACCUGGCUAUCUGGCAGCUGCACAGCCAGUACAUUACGUGCAGAGAAUUCCUGGACCGUACCAACCAUGCAGCAGGCAGUACACUGCAGUGUCCUUGGUAGGGGCCAAUAAAAAGGGCGAACUAUACACAUUUCUGUUUGGGAGUUACUGAAAUUACCACCAACACUCCUGACCAGCCACUAGGCAGGAGGAGCAGCACAGCUAUCCCCCAAAUUCUAAAAGAGCAAAACUGAAAAAAUAGUUUUGUCAUCAUCUGGAUUCAUAAGUUCACUGAAGUCUGCAGGCCCCAAAAAAUACACUGGAUUUGGACAACCAUUUUACACCUUUCUGUUAUAAGAAUGACCUGGCAUUCUGUUGUAAUCAGCAAUAAAGUUCAGAUUUGGUCAGUUUGAGUUAACUUCCAUACAGUAAAAGGCUACAGUCUAAUUGCAUGGUUGCUCCAGCAGACUUGUGCCCUGUGCUGAGAUGUUUCAAAGUUUAUUCGCCACGUGCACAGGAUACAACAGCUAUAAAAUAGUACAGAGAAAUUCUUACUUGAGAGCUCUUUCCCAACAGUGCAGUAAUAAUAUAGAUAAUCAGUUGUUUUUUUUACACAAUAAGUGCAAUAUAAGUUGACUUGUACCCAGUGCUGAGAUGCGAUGUGCCCAACUGAAAUAAUUGGCCUGGACUGGCACUCUCUCUUUUCUCUCUCUCUUUUCUCUGCUGUAACAAAGCAAAGCUACUGUGAGCAGGGAGUUCCUUUUCCAUCGACAAUAUGUAGUCGUGAUAAAUAGGGAAAUGCCCGUUCCCUAGCAACCCACUGGGCACAGACGCCAGUUAAACGUCUAGUUUUGAUUUACAUUUGGUUUAGUUGUCAACUAUUGUGA
This is a messenger RNA of Coregonus clupeaformis (lake whitefish), 3382 nucleotides long. Its product is annotated as protein shisa-like-1a. The record is from RefSeq and is a predicted model, not a curated record. The transcript has 5 exons. NCBI's taxonomy places the organism in Eukaryota, Metazoa, Chordata, Actinopteri, Salmoniformes, Salmonidae. Bases 369 to 962 code for a protein of 197 amino acids.